Molecule: messenger RNA, 285 nt
Organism: Torulaspora delbrueckii
Lineage: Eukaryota; Fungi; Ascomycota; Saccharomycetes; Saccharomycetales; Saccharomycetaceae
Exons: 1
Coding region: 1-285 (94 amino acids)
Source: RefSeq, a predicted model, not a curated record
AUGAGCCGAUCAGAACUGUCUACAAAUUCAUCCGCUGUUGGUAUUGCUAGUGACGACAGAUUACCCAGCAAUGAUAGGACUUCUUCACUUUCGUUUAAAAGUGAAGUGUCUAGCAGCUCAGUGGGAGAAUUAAUUAGAGAGUCACAAGCUUUGCAGAACGAGAUCAAUAGCAUUUUUGCCGAGCUGAGUGAUAUAAAUCGGCAGGUUAAAAUUGAUAUCGAUGAGUUCUGCCACAUUGGAUUGCAUAGCACCUCAUCGAUGCUGAACGCCAGCCGUUCCAAUUAG